Molecule: messenger RNA, 1737 nt
Organism: Colletotrichum truncatum
Lineage: Eukaryota; Fungi; Ascomycota; Sordariomycetes; Glomerellales; Glomerellaceae
Product: phosphate-repressible na+ phosphate cotransporter
Biological process (GO): phosphate ion transmembrane transport
Cellular component (GO): membrane
Source: RefSeq, a predicted model, not a curated record
AUGGCUCUUCACCAGUACGAUUAUAUCUUUGCCAUUGGCACAAUCUUCGCGUUCCUUGACGCUUGGAACAUUGGUGCCAACGAUGUCGCCAACUCUUGGGCCACAUCGGUCUCAUCCCGAUCCAUCUCAUACAUCCAGGCCAUGUCUCUUGGUUCCAUUCUCGAAUUCGCCGGCUCCGUCGGUGUCGGUGCCCGUGUAGCCGACACCAUCCGUACCAAGAUUGUCGAUAUUGACAUGUUCGAGAACGACCCUGCUCUUCUCAUGCUUGGAAUGUGCUGCGCCGUUACUGCCUCUGCUAUGUACCUCACCUUCUGCACCAAGAUCGGUCUCCCUGUCUCCACCACCCACUCCAUCAUGGGUGGUGUCAUCGGUAUGGGUGUUGCCCUCAUCGGCGCCGAGAACAUCCACUGGACCUCGGCAAGCGGCAGCAUUGACUCUGGUGUUGUCUCUGUCUUCCUCGCCUGGAUCAUCGCUCCUGGUCUCGCUGGUGCCUUCGGUGCCAUCAUCUUCACCAUUACCAAGUACGGUGUCAUGCUCCGCAGAAACCCUGUCAUGAAGGGUCUCAUGCUCGCCCCCGUCUACUUCGGUAUCACCGCCUCUCUGCUCACCAUGUUGAUCGUUUGGAAGGGUGGUUCCAUCAAGGUAACCUUCAACGACGCCGAGACUGCCGGUAUGAUCGUCGGUGUUGGUGCCGCAUGGGCUCUUAUCAUCACCAUCUUUUUGGUCCCGUGGUUGUACCGCAUCGUCCUCAAGGAUGACUGGCAGCUCCGCUGGUACCACAUUGCCCUCGGCCCUCUUCUUCUCCGCCGCCCUGAGCCUCCUCUCCAGCCCGAAGGAGCUGCCGGUGGUAUUCGCGACUUCUACGCUGGUCACAUGACCAAGGAGGAGCUUGACGCUGCCCGUGGCGGUGUUGUCCAGACCCACAGCAACGAUGUUGAGUCUGGCUCCGCCGACGGCGAGAAGAAGAUUGUCCAGGACAACGCCGACGCCGAGGCUCAGACUCCCCGCCCCCGUGCUGACUACGUCCACAAGCCCAUCGUCGGCCCUCGCCCCGAGGGUGCCUGGCACACCGGUCCCGUUCUCUUCUGGUUCGUUAAGAAGGUCUUCCUGUCCGGUGUCGACCAGGACAUCGUCAACAUGCAGAAGAAGGAGAGCGUCCUCACCGGUGACUUGGAGGAGAUGCACGCCCGCGUUCAGCACUACGACAACAAGGCCGAGUUCCUGUACUCCUUCAUGCAAGUCAUGACUGCCUGCACUGCCUCCUUCACCCACGGUGCCAACGACGUCGCCAACGCCAUCGGCCCCUACGCCACCAUCUACCAGAUCUGGAACACCGGCAAGCUUUCCGGAAGCAAGUCCGAGGUCCCCAUCUGGAUUCUCUGCUUCGGUGGUGCCGGUAUUGCCCUCGGUAUCUGGACUUACGGAUACAACAUCAUGCGCAACCUCGGUAACCGCUUGACGCUGCACUCCCCCGCUCGUGGUUUCUCCAUGGAGUUGGGUGCUGCUUGCACCAUUAUCCUGGCCACCCGUCUUAAGCUCCCCGUCUCUACCACCCAGUGCAUCACUGGUGCCACCGUCGGUGUCGGUCUGUGCUCUGGUACCUGGCGCUCCAUCAACUGGCGCAUGGUUGGCUGGAUCUACAUGGGCUGGAUCAUCACUCUGCCCACUGCCGGUAUUAUCUCGGGUUGCUUGACUGGCCUCAUCGUCAACGCCCCCCGCUGGGGCAUGGCCAGCUAA